Temnothorax curvispinosus is the source of this 2700-nucleotide messenger RNA. Its product is annotated as BRO1 domain-containing protein BROX-like. The record is from RefSeq and is a predicted model, not a curated record. The coding region runs from base 362 to 1627 and encodes 421 amino acids. The transcript is spliced from 9 exons. Lineage: Eukaryota; Metazoa; Arthropoda; Insecta; Hymenoptera; Formicidae.
GGCAACUAUCUAUAUAUAGCAUGCGCAUGAUGCGCAUACGCUCGGCGUCAUAAAAUGUCUUCCGCAUGAGGUUACACCAAUUUUGGGCUUUAGCGUGCGGGGAAAGGCAGAGAAGCAUAUAUAUAUUUACAGGACAGAUAACCGGCUAAUUAUCAAUUACUACGCGUAAGCACGUGACGCGACGCGACGCGUCCCGUGAAAAGUGGAGUAGUAGCUCUUCCGCUGAAGCACCGAACACGGCGAUUGUGACGCCGCUGCUUCGUUUUACCCUUAUCUGUCAGAAGUGACAAAUCCAAGACCCCGGAUCGAGACAGUCGAUCGUCAGACGUAUAGGUAGCUCCCGCGAGAUUCGGGCGACGCAAUGGCGCACUGGUUUCACCGCAACGUGCUGAAAGCGACGUACGCAAAUCAGAAUUUCGAGUUGAAAAUCUCUAAUCCUACGGACGCCACCAGGAAGCUUUGCAGUGACAUAAAGCUGUCAAGAGCCAGGCUUCUCGACCUGCUCAGAAAUCCAAACAAUACCAGCGAUUCGAUAGAGCCUGCGUUUCUCAGUUACCUAAGUUUGUUGUAUGGAUUUCUAUGGGAAAUCAACCCGUCCGAGGAAGAAGCGCAGCAUGUCGGCAGACCUAAUCCCAGCAAGCUCAGAAAUGUUCUCGUGUUCAAAUGGACGCACACGUUGCUUGGCUGUGGCACAUUUUCUAGCGCUGACUCGGUUUACGAAGCAGCUAACAUGAGCGUCAAUGUAGGCCUUUGGUUUAUGAAGCAUGCGGCGAUGAUUGCUGCAAAAGAUGACAUAACAAUGGACGAAGCUAAGGAAGUGCACAGUAUGCUAAGACGGGCCGCCGGAAUAUUUACUUUUGUGCAGACCGAAUUUUUGCCACAGUUGGCUAAUCCACCGCCUUUGGGAAGUGACUUGGACCCUCGUGUACUAAAUGCAUAUGUUAAUCAAUGCACAGCGGAAGCGCAAGAAGUGACAGUGGCUAGAGCGGUAGAACUGAAACACAAUUCUAGCUUGAUAUCAGCUUUAGCCAAUGAGACUAGUAAGUUGUUUCUGGACGCCGCCAAUACUCUUCGUCCAUUCAAACCAGAAAUAUCUGCUCAAUGGAUAAAAUAUCUGGAGCUUAAAGCAGCAUUUUAUCAAUCUUACGCUUAUAAUUAUUGCGGUGAAAACUUGUUGGCAAUGGAUAAAUGCGGCGAAGCGAUACGAGCGAUGCAGGAAAGCGAUUUGUGUUUAAAGAAGGCGAAAGCGCUCUGUCAGGAAUAUGGGAAAACGAACGGGCCUGCGCCUCGCGUUAAACCGGAUCAACACGCCGUGUUUAAACGCUUGGCGCCUAUAGUGAAGCUUACUCUCGAUAAGUGUAAUCGAGAAAACGGUUUGAUAUACCAUCAUACAGUACCGGGAGAAAUUCCAGUCUUAGAUACCAAGGCUACUUACGGCUUGGUCAGUCCGAUCGACUUUCAAAUGCCGUCACCAAAUCAUAUCUGGAAUUUGGGCACAUACAGCGUACUAGCUGGGGUAGCGGCGGCGAAAGCGGGAAAGGAGCACAAUUUGCCGCCGGUUAAAGAAGAGGCGAUUCAUCAAAGCAGCAAGGAGCCAAAAAACGCAAGCGGUUGUACGCUACAAUAAGGCUCUCUACGUGCAACGAUAUAGGCCGUUUGUAAAUGCUUUCUUUUUUCGUCACAGUGAUAUUAAUUUUAAUUGCGAUAGACAUGUGUGGACGGCGUUCGGAGUUAGACAUACGUGUGUCACGCGCACACAAGUACAAAUCCCGUUGUAUGGAACGUAAAGUAUUAACUAUUAGAUUAAAAAAGAGAAAUACAGAGUAAUUAUCUAUUAUUACGAAAACGCAUUUCACUGACAAUGAGUAUUAAAUACCGCGUCACGCAACGGAUAGAUAAAUGACUGCAAAAGAGAGAUUAAUCUAACCGAUUCUAACGUAUCAGUGUACAUCUGCAUCGUUCUACACAUGUCCGAAUCCUUUUAGCGGGCGACUUUUACGUUUGCGAAAUAACAUAUGUGAUGCGAUUCGUAAUUUGCUUUUAUCGUACGUAAUCAAUACUAUGGCUACUAUUGUAGAUACAAGUGAUUCCUUGCUCAAGGCAAAGAAUUGUUGAUGUCGCAGACAUUACUUUAAUCGCUUUGUUCGACCUAGUCAAUGCUUUAGAGUGAAACUAAAUUUUUUAAUCGGUAAUGCGAGGGAGAAAAUGCUCGCAAGCAAUGUGCAUAUAAUGCACAUUACCAGUAUGCAUAUAUUAUAACAAAGAGACGUAUGCAAUCUUUUUCUACAUAUUUUUUAUAAGCUAUAGGUUUAAAUCCAGAAUGUUCAAUUCAGAUUAUAAAGAUAUUAUAUAUAUAUAUAAACAAAGUGUCUCAAAAACAAAUGUUAAACUAAUGCCAAGCAUUAGUUAUUGGUAAAUGAUAGCAAUUAUCUCUGUUAAUAAUUAUUAUUUGUGAUAUGUAAAGCAUUUUUAUAUAUAUAUGUAUACAUGACCAGUGCGUUAACUAUUGAAAUUAAAAACUUACAGGUCGCCGCACUUGAUAUUGGCUUUCGGAAAUUAUUUAUGUAUACACGCGAUAAGAAAUUUUGUUAGCUGUUAAAUAUUUAAGAAAAUAAUUUUUGUGUGCAAUAUAUUAUCAAUGAAAUCAAUGUAGCAAUAUCUUAUCUAUAUAACAUAGAUUAAUAAAGAGUAUUAAAUAUA